AUGAGCUUCGCUUCCCGCUACGGCUCCUCGGUCUCGCGCGACUAUGCUCUCCUCCAGGGCCACCCCGCAUCCUACCACCACUUUGGCGCCCUCUCCAACACGGCCGCACACGAUGCUGCCACAGCAAACGGAGACGACGCCUCCUCGUCGUCGGCAAACCAGCUCCACACCGACGGCGACGGCGACGACGACGACCUCGCAAGCCAGUCCCACGACGACUCGUUCUCAAACGCAGUCACCGACGACGACGGCAUGAGCAACAUCUCGCUCCCGCAUCACAACAACCACAGCUCCAACUUCUCCACCCCGGCCUCGCCCACCUUUGCUCGCUCCAACCGCGGCGGCGCACCCGCACCACACCUCCAUCCCGCUGCCACCGGCGGCGGCCCCUCCAACGGCAUUCGCCGCCCCAGCGUCAACGCCGUACCCGCCCUCGUCGGCAUCCCCUCCGAGUACCUCCUCGGCGGCUCCGCCAUCCCUCCCCCCGCAACCGCAGACACCGCCUCCCUCGCCCCCUCCUACGCCGACAUCGAAGACAUCCCCGACGAGACCGACCUCCCAACCCCCAUGCCCCACGCACCCACCACCCGCCACGCACACUCCCAGCCCCGCGACUACCUCGACUACUACGGCAACGGCGCCCGCGGCGGCCUCGAGACCAGCUCCCUCCUCUCUGCCACCCGCAGGAACGCUGCGGCCGCAGCGGCACCCGGAGAGAGCGGCUUCUCGGCAAACUACGGCGCCACCUCGCACGACCACGCCGCCAACCAGAGCAUGCUCAGCAUCUCGGGCGUCGGAACGGGCAUCCGCCGCCCCUCGAUCAGCGGCGGCAGCAUCAUCAACGGCGGCCCGGGCGUCAGCGGCUGGGCCACCGCCAGCAUCGCGCCCGUGCCCGUCCCCGGAGUCGAGCAGAUCGACUCGAUCGAGCACGAGCCCCGCGACCACAUCGCCUGGCGCGAGGCAAAGGUCGUGACGCAGUAUACGAUCCCCAUCUGGGCCACGCACCUGCUCGAGCUCUCGCUCUCGGUCGCGUCCGUCUUUUCCCUCGGCCACCUCGGCACCCUCGAGCUGGCCGCCGCCUCGCUCUCGAGCAUGACGGCCAACGUCUCGGGCUACUCGGUCCUCUCUGGCUUCAUCUCGGCGCUCGACACCAUCCUCCCCUCGGCCUACACCCAGCAGCCUAAAUCGGUCGGCCUGUGGACGCAGCGCAUGCUCGUCAUCGUCGCCGGCCUGAUGCCCCUCAUCUGGCUCAUCUGGUUCAACGCCGAGCGCGUCCUCAUCGGCCUCGGGCAGGAUCCGGCGGUGGCCAAGCUGGCCGGCCAGUACCUCUCGAUCCUGGCGCUCGGCCUGCCCGGCUACGCCAGCUUCGAGGUGUGCCGACGCUACCUCCAGGCCCAAGGGCUGAUGCACGCGCCGACGCUCGUGCUGCUCGUCGUCUCGCCGCUCAACGCGCUGGCAAACUACCUGCUCGUCUGGGGGCCCGAGUCGAUCCGCCUCGGCUUCGUCGGCGCUCCCGUCGCCUCGGCCAUCUCGAUGUGGGUCAUGGCCGUCCUCUGCUUUAUCCAGUGCGUGCUGGGCCCGCGCACCGCCUGGGACGGCUGGACCAAGGCCGCCUUCCGGUGGUCGGGCAUCCGGCCCGUGCUGAGCCUCGGCUUCGCGGGCAUGUGCUCGCUCGCGGCCGAAUGGUGGGCCUGGGAGAUUGUGGGGCUCGUCACGGCCGCGCUGGGCACGACGGCGCUGGCGGCGCAGAGCGUGCUGCUGGUCAGCUCGUCGGUCACCUACCAGCUGCCCUUUGGCGCGUCGGUGGCGGCGGCGGUGCGCAUCGGCAACCUGCUCGGCGCCAACCGUCCGCGCGAGGCGCGGAUCUCGAGCAACGUCAGCCUCAUCCUCUCUCUGGCCAUGGGCGGGCUCAACUCGGCGCUGUUCCUCAUCUUCCGCCGCCAGUGGGGCUACCUGUUUUCGUCGGACCUCGAGGUGAUCCGGCUGGUCGAGCACAUCCUGCCCAUCCUGGCCAUUUUCCAGGUGGCCGAUGGCGUGUGCGGCAUCGCCGGCGGCGUGCUGCGCGGGACGGGCCGACAGGCGCAGGGCGCCCUGAUCAACAUGACGGCCUACUACCUCGUCGGCAUCCCCAUUGGCCUCGUGCUCACGUUUAGCAAGCUCCACAUGGGCCUCGAGGGUCUGUGGUGGGGCCUCACCAUCGCGCUCCUCUAUGGCAGCGUCGGCAUCUUUUGGCUCAUCCUCCGCACCGACUGGGACCACGAGGUGCGCAAGGUCCAGAUGCGCAUGAACCUAGACGACCCCGCGCACGGCGCCGCCGCCGCCGCCGCCGCAGCGGGCGCCAAGCAGCACGACGUCGAGGGGGCCCUGCCCGGACUCGCCGGCGGCGCGCCAGCUCCCGCUCCCAACGGCCAGCAGCAGUUCCGGGCGCGCGCCACGUCGAUUGCGGGGUCCACCAUCGACGAGGCCGACGAGGACGAGCGGUCGCGAUGA
Messenger RNA from Pseudozyma flocculosa PF-1, 2490 nucleotides. RefSeq lists its product as uncharacterized. Gene Ontology annotation, biological process: xenobiotic detoxification by transmembrane export across the plasma membrane. The record is from RefSeq and is a predicted model, not a curated record. The transcript has a single exon. Bases 1 to 2490 code for a protein of 829 amino acids. Lineage: Eukaryota; Fungi; Basidiomycota; Ustilaginomycetes; Ustilaginales; Ustilaginaceae. Gene Ontology annotation, cellular component: membrane. Gene Ontology annotation, molecular function: xenobiotic transmembrane transporter activity; antiporter activity.